AUGCUCUUUGGUCAACCCCAUCCCAGUGGCGGACCCGGUCUGUUUGGGGUUCAGCCUACAUAUCAACACAUCUGCGGUCUCUACUACAUCGAUCCGCAUCGCCAUCAGAAACACGCGCGGCAAUACCUUCCCACACUUUCCCAGUCGGUGCACGCUCGCAUCAUUGCAUCGACAUCUCGGACAACUCUCACCCAAACCUUUGUCAAUCCCUCAUCGACUGCACUCAUCCCUGAGCUUCGCUACACCUUCCCCCUCUAUGACGGAGUAUCUGUAGUUGCCUUUACCUGCACCAUCAACAACGACCGUGUCAUUCGUGGUGUCGUUCAGGAGAAGACUGCUGCCCGCAAAACGUACAACCAGGCUGUUGCCCAGGGCCAGACAGCCGGCCUUUUAGAGCAGCUCCCUGACGCAAGCGAUGUCUUCACCACAACCAUUGGCAACGUGCCAGCUGGCGCCCAGAUUGCUGUCGAGAUUGAAUACCUUGGCGAGUUGAAGCACGAUGCCGAAGUCGACGGCAUCAGGUUCACCAUUCCUACUUCUAUUGCCCCGCGAUAUGGCGCAUUCCCUGGCGAAUUGCUUGCCAAGCCCACCAACGUUUCUGCACAGGACGGUAUUCGCAUCGUAGUUGAUGCCCAAGUGCCGGCUGGAAGCUUCAUCAAGUCGAUUCAGUCACCUUCACAUCCAAUUUCUGUUUCUAUCGGCUCUACUUCCACUAUGGACGCAAACGCCACACCAUCUCUCCAGCUUGCGAGUGCCACUCUCUCCCUAGGCACUGCUCAACUGGAACGUGACUUCAUUGUCCAGGUCAUUGCGACAAACACUUCCAACCCCGUUGCUGUUCUCGAGACGCACCCUACCAUUCCUCACCAGCAGGCUCUCAUGGCCACCCUUGUGCCCAAGUUCAAGAUCGCUGCCACCAAGCCCGAAAUUGUCUUCAUCUGUGAUCGCUCUGGUUCUAUGGAGGGAAACAAAAUGCAAGAUCUCAAGAAUGCCCUUAGAGUCUUUAUGAAGUCUCUGCCUGUCGGUUCCAUGUUCAACAUCUGCAGCUUCGGCUCCAGGCAUGAUUUCUUGUUCCCAAAGUCCGUCUUGUAUGACCAGAACACCAUGGAAACUGCCAUGCGACACAUUGACACAUUCUCCGCCAACUACGGAGGUACCCAGAUCUAUAACCCCAUCGAGUCAACUUUCAAGCGACGCCACAUCGACCUUGAUCUUGAGACUUUUGUCCUCACUGACGGUGAGGUUUGGGACCAAGAUCGCCUCUUCGGCAUGGUGGACAGAAUGGCUCGUGAGUCCAACGGCGCCAUUCGUCUCUUUACCCUGGGUGUCGGCAGCGGUGUCAGCCACUCUCUCAUCGAAGGCCUCGCUCGAGCUGGCAAUGGCUUCUCGCAAUCCGUCUCCGAGAAUGAGAAAAUGUCUGGCAAAGUCGUCCGCAUGCUUAAGGGAGCUCUCACUCCCCAUGUCAACGAUUAUACCCUCGAGGUCAAAUAUGCCGAUGCCGAGUCCGAGACGGAGCCUGAAGAUGACUUUGAUAUCAUUGAACCCGAAGAUGCCAUUCGCGAGAAGACAGCCGGCAACAAGGUACCCGAGAAGCCCGCUAAGCCCAUUUCCCUCUUUGAUGCCAGCGCAGACGACGACGUUGACAUGGAGGAUGCCCAGGCUCAAGACGACGGCUCUGGCCUGGAGCGGUACUCCCACGUUCCGACAGUCAAGCCGCCCAAAAUCCUUCAAGCUCCCUUCCAGAUCCCGCCUCUCUUCCCUUUCAGCCGCACCACUGUCUAUCUCCUGCUUUCUCCCGACAGAGAGCUGAGAUCCAAGACUCCGGAGACCUUGGUUCUGCGUGGCACUUCAUCCCAGGGUCCCUUGGAGCUCCAAAUCCCCAUCACCCUGCUUGACAAUAAGGCCGAGACAAUCCAUCAGCUCGCCGCUCGCAAGGCUGUCAAGGAACUGGAAGAAGGCCGUGGAUGGAUCUAUCAUGCCAAAGGUAGAGAUGGCAAUCUUCUAGAAGCACAGAAUCCCGGCCGCUUCCCCAGCAUGGUUGAGCGAGAGGCCGUCCGACUUGGCAUUCAGUUUCAGGUCGGAGGCAAAUGGUGCUCCUUUGUUGCUGUCGAGCAAAUCAAUACUCCAAACCUCUCCGCUGCCAACAAAGAACAGAUCAAACCUGAAACACAGAAUCUGUCCUCGAAUCGCCAGAGGGGGCCAAAUCCUAGCUUAGGUCGGGGAGGCAUGGUUUCCAGAUCUCGGUCCCGAGCUUAUGACGAUGCGGAUCCAUCACUGUCAUUCGGCGCCGCUCCCUCACCAGUGCCACGCGCAUCAGUGUUCGGCAUGUCAACCUCGACGGCUUCUUCGAACCCAUUUGCACCAUCUACCGGCUCUGCGCUGUUCGGCGGAUUGGAUUCUUCCAAUACCCAGCAAAGGCAACAGCCAACAGCGCCUACGGCCUUCGGCCAGCCCACCGGAUCCUUGUUCGGCCACCCUGUAGCCCCCGUCCCGUCGUCUACCCCGGCUGUCAGUGGCCUCUUUGGUUCACGUUCUUCUGUCACUGGUGCCUUUGGUGCUGCCCCGGCCACCGGAGGGUCUGGGCUCUUUGGCGGAUCUGGCGGAGGCUUGUCUGGACACCCCACGGCUUCUGCCCCGCCCAAUCCAGCUUCUAGUAGCCCGUUUGGCUCGCGCUCUUCUAACACUGGUGCAUUCGGCGCAGAAUCAGCCAGUGCAGCGCAAGCUGGAGGAUCUCAACUCUUUGGUGGAAAUGGAUCUAGUGAAGGAUUGUUUGGUCAGCCUGCGGCUGCCAAUUCCGUCUCUCCCGCACCACAGACUGGAGGUCUAUUUGGUAGUGCUCCUCGUCGGUCUGCCAAUGACCAGUCUCCAUCCUCCGUGCCUCAAACUGGAGGUCUCUUUGGUAGCUCAAGCGCAACUGCCCAUUGGUCUGGCAGCGGACAGCCCCCUAUCGUUCAAGCUGCCGCGCUGGCCCCUCCCACGAACCAGGUCGAUGAAGCUCUGCUAGAACUAUACCACCAGGAGAUGUCUGAAGCUUCAUGCAUGCCCCUCCCUGGCGAAGAUCCUAAUGAUGAUUGGGAAAAUGAAACUCCUUCAGCUGCUGCCCCUGCUUUAUCGGCCACUCUUGACCUGUCGAUCAUUAAGAAGAAGAAGAAGAAGCUCAAAAGGGCCCCCGAUUCUUUCGAGUUUGACCUAGCGGGACUCGAAGACGACUACUCACCAUCUACCGAUCCGUUCUCUGCCAUAGUGUCGUUCCAGAACUUCAACGGUAGCUGGAACUCUUCAGAGGAAAUCUUCCACAUCAUUGGCACCACGUUGAAGGUGAUUGAGAACGCUUUUCACUCGCUUGGUGUUGAUGACGAGAGAGUCUUGUCUACCUCUGCAGUCAUUGCCUUCCUGCGCAAGGUUCUUCCAGAGGAGCGGGACAGCUGGGAGAUGCUGGAGGACAAGGCGGUUGCUUGGCUCGAGGGAGAAUUGGGUGAAGACAAGGCUCAGAAGGUUUUGGCUAUUGCUGAGGGUAUCUUUUAG
Molecule: messenger RNA, 3525 nt
Organism: Colletotrichum fioriniae
Lineage: Eukaryota; Fungi; Ascomycota; Sordariomycetes; Glomerellales; Glomerellaceae
Source: RefSeq, a predicted model, not a curated record